AUGUCUUCUGAAGAACUAGAUGAAUCAGCUGAAUCUGACGAAUUAGUUGAAUUUGAGGUCUCUGAAGAGUUCAAUUUUGAUCUGAGAAAUUCUAAGAACCGCAGUAGCAGUUCGUUCCCUGAACCUAGAAAAGAUGUCAAAUUUUCUUUAAAAUUAGAUCUGGAAUUUGAAGCAGCAAUUAAAGAGAAAUAUUCUAGUAAUAAUAUAUUGAAAUUGAUUCAUUUACCAAACAAGAUCAACGAUGUAAAUACAAGUAAAUUAUCCGUGUCGAAUAAAUCAAUUGAUAAAAAGCCAGCCGCUCACAAAAUAUCUGAAGAAUAUGAUAUUGCGAGUUCUUCUAAAUCUCAGGAUAAUUCAGAUAAUCCAAUUAUUUUAGACAGCGAUAAUAAAAUAGAAAAAAAGAAGAGACAAAUAGAACUUAAUCCAAUUUUAAUGGAAAGUGCCUAUUAUAGUCUAGAGGUUUCAGAAGAUGAUGAAGAAUUGAAUAUGGGAGAUCAUCGUAUUGUAAUACGAGAUUUGAGUUGGAGGAGCAGCACUCAAAGACCUGAUAGAAGAAAACGCACGCAAAUUUAUGAUAACAAUAAUUUUGCUGCUGAUGAAAUAAAGGCCUCAUUAACGCAUCUCAAUAGACUAAAUCAGGUAUAUGAGGUCGAUAAAGGCUAUUAUUGA
Messenger RNA from Funneliformis caledonium, 669 nucleotides. The record is from the annotation of a GenBank genome assembly. NCBI's taxonomy places the organism in Eukaryota, Fungi, Glomeromycota, Glomeromycetes, Glomerales, Glomeraceae.